Molecule: messenger RNA, 1695 nt
Organism: Salvia miltiorrhiza (redroot sage)
Lineage: Eukaryota; Viridiplantae; Streptophyta; Magnoliopsida; Lamiales; Lamiaceae
Product: probable serine/threonine-protein kinase WNK11
Exons: 3
Coding region: 251-1138 (295 amino acids)
Biological process (GO): intracellular signal transduction; protein phosphorylation
Cellular component (GO): cytoplasm
Molecular function (GO): protein serine/threonine kinase activity; ATP binding
Source: RefSeq, a predicted model, not a curated record
CUACAAUUCUAGUCGAAGUAGAAGUGCAGUCAACUGAAUUCAAUUUUCCUUAUUUAAUCCCCAUCAAAUUCACGUGACCGGGUAAAUAAAAUCCCAAAAACCUAUAUAUACAGCAGCCCCAACACUUCUUACUUUUGCCUUUGCUUUGUUUCAGCAGUGUUGAGGGUCAAGCGCCGCGCCUUUUUCUCUCACUCUCUUCCUUCGCCGGAGAAGAAUCGGAUUUACCCUUUCUUCCGAUCAACCACCUACGAUGGCUAGUGAUGUGGGCGAUGAAGAUAAGGAAGCAUUCGUGGAGGUUGAUCCGACCGGUCGUUACGGGCGGUAUGAGGAGCUGCUGGGCGCAGGGGCCGUGAAGAAAGUGUAUAGAGCCUUCGACCAAGAAGAAGGCAUCGAGGUGGCGUGGAACCAAGUUAAACUACGCAAUUUGAGCGAUAACGAGGGCAUGAUCAACCGCCUGUAUUCGGAGGUUGGAUUACUGCGGAAGCUGAGGAACAAGAAUAUCAUCUCCUUGUACUCGGUGUGGCGGGACGAGAGGAGGAAUACGCUAAAUUUCAUCACCGAGGUUUGCACAUCGGGAAAUUUGAGGGAGUACAGGAAGAAGCACAAGCACGUUUCCACAAAGGCUUUGAAGAAGUGGUCGAGGCAGAUACUCAAGGGCUUGGACUAUUUGCAUACUCAUGAGCCUUGCAUCAUUCACCGAGAUCUCAAUUGCAGCAAUGUCUUCAUGAAUGGCAACAUUGGUCAGGUUAAAAUUGGUGACUUUGGCUUGGCAGUUACAGUUGGGAGAAGUCACGUGGCUCAUUCAGUGAUAGGGACACCAGAGUUCAUGGCACCCGAACUGUACGAUGAAGACUACACGGAGCUAAUAGAUAUAUAUUCAUUUGGCAUGUGCUUGCUUGAGCUGGUGACUCUAGAGUUGCCAUACAGCGAAUGUGAGAAUGUUGCCAAGAUUUACAGAAAGGUAACAUCCGGGCUGAGGCCAGAAGCCAUGAAAAAGGUUAAGGACCCGGAGGUGCUAGCAUUCAUCGAGAAGUGUCUAGCUCAGCCGAGGGCUAGACCUUCCGCUUCCAAUCUCCUCAAGGACCCGUUUUUUGAUGGAAUUUAUGAUGAUGACGAUGAAGAAAAAGCUGAUGAGUAGAGUAGAGCAGGUGAUUCAUGUAAUUUUCUUUGGGAUUUAGGUAACAUUUUUUUAAACCUUUGGAGUUUGGAAAGGGGUGCCUUGGUUUUUUGGUUUACGAAAUUUGAUGUUUUUUUGCUGUUUGGUUUUUGAUCAACGCCCAAGGCCGGGAUUAGGCUUUAUCUGGUGAGGUUUGUGUAAAUAGAGUUUGAAUUUGCUGAUUGACUGGAAUCAUCUAGUGAGAGAGGAAUUUGUACAUGUUGGUGCAAAUUUUAUUCCAAGCACAAGAGGAGGUCAAAGAAAAGGGGAAACAACCUUUGAGUAGAAGAAAUAGGCAUAUGUUUGGCGUGAAGAUGAGAAAACAUGAUGGGGUUUAACAAAGGUUUUCACCGCCGCCAAAGUAGAGUUUUAAAAGGGUGGCGUGGUAGGGCAGCUUCCUUGUUUUUGCCCGUUGAUAAAGGAAAAAGUCGUCCAUCCAACUCCUACUAGUUGGGUUUUGUAUUAUUUUACGACGCCAAUUCUGAUGGCCAGUGGGAUGUUUGGUAAUAUGCUUCCUCGUUAAUCAUUAUAUUUUCUCA